Messenger RNA from Tribolium castaneum (red flour beetle), 1941 nucleotides. It is a transcript of the gene Elp3, whose product is annotated as Elongator complex protein 3. Bases 139 to 1914 code for a protein of 591 amino acids. NCBI's taxonomy places the organism in Eukaryota, Metazoa, Arthropoda, Insecta, Coleoptera, Tenebrionidae. Gene Ontology annotation, cellular component: cytoplasm; nucleus; elongator holoenzyme complex. The transcript is spliced from 6 exons. Gene Ontology annotation, biological process: tRNA wobble base 5-methoxycarbonylmethyl-2-thiouridinylation. The record is from RefSeq and is a predicted model, not a curated record. Gene Ontology annotation, molecular function: iron-sulfur cluster binding; acyltransferase activity, transferring groups other than amino-acyl groups.
UCUUUUGGCCCUGAAUGACCGACGCUACUGACGCAAUUUUGUCAUCAUGUGUCAACGUUGACAUUUAAUAUUUCCACAUAACCUUACUUUCACGUUUGGCAAAUGUGCUUGUAGAAUUAAUUAUUUUUUCAUUACACGAUGGGGAAGAAACGAAACGAAUUUUCCCAUAUUACUGUUGAAGAGAAAAAAGUAAUAACAGUGGCUGAAAUUGUGCAAUUGCUCAUAAAAGCCCAAGAUGAAAAACGCGACGUUAAUCUUAACGCUCUCAAGGCGCGAAUUUCGGCAAAAUAUGGGCUUGGGACUUCGCCCCGUCUUGUUGACAUUAUAGCCGCAGUUCCGAUGAACUAUCGCAAGACUUUAGUACCGAAACUAUUAGCUAAACCGAUCAGGACUGCCAGUGGGAUUGCAGUUGUGGCAGUGAUGUGUAAGCCGCACAGAUGCCCCCAUAUUAACAUGACUGGCAAUAUUUGUGUAUAUUGUCCCGGUGGUCCCGAUUCUGAUUUCGAAUAUUCGACUCAGAGUUACACAGGCUAUGAACCAACGUCAAUGAGGGCCAUAAGGGCCAGAUAUGAUCCCUAUUUACAAACUAGACACAGAGUCGAGCAAUUGAAACAAUUAGGACAUUCUGUAGAUAAAGUUGAAUUUAUUGUGAUGGGGGGCACGUUUAUGAGCCUUCCGGAGGACUACAGGGAUUAUUUCAUUAGAAAUUUGCACGAUGCUUUAUCUGGACAUAAAAGUAGUUCAGUUGAGGAAGCUGUCAAGUAUUCUGAAAGAUCCAACACUAAGUGUAUUGGAAUUACGAUUGAGACAAGGCCGGAUUAUUGCUUGCAAAAGCAUUUGUCUGAUAUGUUGAAAUAUGGGUGUACAAGGCUUGAAAUAGGUGUCCAGUCGGUUUAUGAAGACGUGGCCAGGGAUACCAACCGUGGUCACACUGUUAAAGCAGUUUGUGAAACAUUUAAUUUAGCUAAGGAUGCAGGCUAUAAAGUGGUAUCACAUAUGAUGCCUGAUUUGCCAAAUGUUGAUCUAGAGCGUGACAUUGAGCAGUUUAUUGAGUUUUUCGAAAAUCCGAAUUUUAGAGCUGACGGUUUGAAAAUUUAUCCUACUUUGGUAAUUCGAGGGACUGGUCUCUACGAAUUGUGGAAAACCGGACGUUAUAAGAGUUAUCCUCCUUCGAUUCUUGUUGAUUUGAUUGCAAAUAUUUUGGCUUUGGUGCCGCCUUGGACCAGGGUGUAUAGAGUGCAACGCGAUAUACCCAUGCCUCUUGUUAGUUCAGGGGUCGAGCAUGGAAACCUCCGCGAAUUAGCCCUCCAAAGAAUGAAAGAUCUAGGUCUGAGAUGUCGUGACGUGCGAACUCGCGAAGUCGGAAUAACAGAAAUCCAUGAAAAAGUGCGCCCCAACGAUGUUGAAUUAAUUAGAAGAGAUUAUUACGCAAAUGGAGGUUGGGAGACGUUCUUAAGUUACGAAGAUCCCGAACAAGACAUUCUAAUCGGCCUCUUACGUUUGCGUAAAUGCUCCAAAGCAACGACUUAUCGUCCCGAACUUUUGGGUGAAUGUUCAAUAGUUCGUGAACUUCACGUUUAUGGAAGUGUGGUUCCUGUGAGUGGUCGUAACAUUAAGAAAUUCCAACAUCAAGGUUAUGGCACUCUCCUAAUGCAAAAAGCCGAAGAUAUUGCAAUAAAAGAGCACAAAUCUGUUAAAAUUGCGGUUAUUUCUGGAGUCGGGACUAGGAAUUAUUACAGAAAAUUGGGGUACGAGCUUGAGGGGCCUUACAUGGUCAAGUCACUAAAGCCAGAAUUUUACAAAAGUGUCUUCAGUUGUGUUGAUGGUGAGCCAUUGCAUAAAACUACAGAGUAUUAUGAACGAAAAAAGUGGACGCUUGAUGAUAGUGAAUGGUUGGAGCAGUUUGAUAAAUAAAUAAAAUAAACGAAGUGUUACAAAAGA